CUGUGUGUAUUGAUAAAAGAUAAAUCCAUAAUUCUCCGUUCAACUCCAGCGGGAGCGAAAGGAGUGAUGGCAGUGAUGCCAUUGCCAACAACCACUAUCGCUUCUUCUGCAAACGUUCUGAAAGCUGGCGGUGCGCAAUUGCUUUGGUCCUUUUCAAAAUGCACUCGAUUUCAAACUCCUCCUCGUCCCCUCGCAUUCCACUCGCUUCCCCUUUUCUCCGCUGAUAACAUCAGAAGAAGACGAAGAAGCGUGCGAUGGCUUCCCUCCUUCUGCACGGAGGCGGCGACUCCAGUGAGCGUGGCCGCCGGCGCUGACGAUAAUGUUGAGGACGAUGGUGAGAAGAAGAUGAGGAUGAUAAAGGAAGCGGCGGAUACGCUGGACAUAAGGGUCGGCCGCGUCCUUAGGGCGUGGAGGCAUGAGGAGGCUGACUCCCUUUACGUGGAGGAGGUCGAUGUUGGCGAGCCUGAGCCCAGAAUCAUCUGUAGCGGCCUCGUCAAUUAUGUUCCCCUUCACCACCUUCAGGAUAGAAAUGUUGUUGUUCUUGCUAAUCUGAAGCCGAGGAACAUGCGUGGUGUCAAGUCAUGUGGAAUGCUUAUGGCUGCUUCAGAUGCAUCACAUGAGAAUGUUGAGCUUCUUGUGCCUCCUGAGGGUUCACUUACUGGUGAAAGAAUAUGGUUUGGCUCAGAAAACGAAAAAGAAAGUCAACCUGCCGCUGCCACACCCAAUCAGAUUCAAAAGAAAAAGAUUUGGGAAUUGGUGCAACCUCAUCUUAAGACAGACGCUUCUUGUACUGCUAUGCUUGGGGUCCAUGUAAUGCGGACAUCUGCAGGUGUAGUCUCCACGUCUUUGAAGAAUGCAAAUAUCUCAUGAUCGAAUGGGCGGCGUCUGACUGUUGGCACAGCUUCUUAACACCUAAUAUCCGAGCUGGCAUAUGGUUUUUUUUUUUAUUUAUUUUUUAAUAUAUAUUUUGUAAACGAAUGAUGUAAUUCCUAGUUUCUAACAAUCUAUUUCUAAAAUUUUGAGGAUCAA
Molecule: messenger RNA, 1029 nt
Organism: Corylus avellana
Lineage: Eukaryota; Viridiplantae; Streptophyta; Magnoliopsida; Fagales; Betulaceae
Product: Nucleic acid-binding, OB-fold-like protein
Molecular function (GO): tRNA binding
Source: RefSeq, a predicted model, not a curated record